AUGUCUUCUACUUCUUUUCCCAAUGGAGAGACCAUCUCUCGCUUCAUCAAUUCAGUGCAGCACUGUUGUGAUGAAAUCACCAAACCUGACUCCCUCUUUGUUGCUGACUCCAAUUCCAACAAGGCCUUCUACUUAAGUCUCCUGAACCGCUGGCUCGCAAAGUUCUCCAAGCUGGUUCCCGCUGACGGCUAUUUUGAGGCAGAUGCAGAUGGUGCCGAUGUUGUUGACUUGGAAGUCUAUGUCCCUCCAACCCUUGUGAGGGCCAGGAUCGAAACGGCCAAGAUGGAGAGGAACAGGGCGGAGAGUGAGGUUGUGAUCAACAACGCCUUCUUUGACUCAGUUGGCAUGAAGAAGGUACCUGGCGUGUGCUCCGGUUGCAAUGAGGACUUUGGUCAAAACCCAAGGAAGAAGACUGAGUAUCCUGGUGAGGACUUUCGUUUCCACAAGGCUUGCUACAAGGCUGCUAAGAAGGAAGCUCUGGACAGACAUCUAACUAGCUUGGAGAUGGCAGGGGAGAUUGCAAAGGAGAUGGCAAAAGAGAUGGCCAAUCGUCAACAACGAAGAUCCAAGAUUGCCAAAGUCAUGGUCGAUGAGGAUGACAAGGGUGGACCCUCCAAUAUUGCCAAGAUUGUCAGGGCCAAGCCUGUCGAUGUCGAGGACGAGCCACCCGCCAAGCCCAUCAAGAUGGGUAGGGUCGUUGAGGAGCUUCCAGCCAAACCAGCCAAGGCCAAAGUAGUUGAGGAGGAGCCUCCAGCCAAACCUUCCAAGCCAGCCAAGGCCAAGGUCGUUGAGGAGGAGCCUGCCAAGGUUACCAAGACCAAGCACCAAGAGCCUCCUGCCUCUCCACCAGCAUCCAAGGGCAAAGGCAAGAAGUAG
This is a messenger RNA of Acytostelium subglobosum LB1, 876 nucleotides long. RefSeq lists its product as hypothetical. Lineage: Eukaryota; Evosea; Eumycetozoa; Acytosteliales; Acytosteliaceae. The transcript is spliced from 3 exons. The record is from RefSeq and is a predicted model, not a curated record. Bases 1 to 876 code for a protein of 291 amino acids.